UGGGAAAAAUACAUCUUCAAAAAAAUUCAAAUGUGCCAUUAUAAUAAGUAGUAUAAAGUUAUUUGACAAUGGCGAUUGGACAAUGGAUGGUUAUGAACAGUGGCGUGAUAGGCUGCUGUAAAUAAACUAUCUGCAUCGGGCCUCCUGCGAGCGAAGCUGUGAGAAGACCAGGUAAAAACAUUUGAUGGAGCUACUCGUGUGAUGAAACAUUGUACUACUGACGAUGCACAUGGAGAGAAUGUAAAAGUAUACUCGGGAACCAGACGCAGUUCUCCACAUCCCGCCUGAGCAUGCCGGCAAAUGAAGCUGUUUCAUUGGACGUCCUGCUAACGUUAAAGGGGGCGUGAGGUUGCUGCUAGCGGCUAACCUAGCUGCUGUGUGAUCAUCUGGGACCUGGUUCAUUCUUGGCGGCGCCCUGCAGAAAAGAAACGAUGCUAUUGUAGAACAGGUCAUAUUUACAAUAUACGAUGUUUAGUUUACUUAUUUGAGCCCUAGAAGCUACCGGGCUGACGAACUGGAACAUAUAGUUAGUGAAGUGUUGCCUCGGCCUCCUGUGGACAUGGCGUUAUGGCUAUCGGCGUUAAUGCUAACUUAGCUAGUUAGCCUAGCAGGCUGGGCUGUUAGCUGCGGAUGGAACAAGGUAGCGGGAAGCGUAGCACAGCACUAGUUUACAUUAGCUAGACUCGCGUUGUGAGAAUCUCUUUACUUCAGCCUCGUCAGACUAACGUUAACGUCAUCCACGUUAAGACGUGAGGCGAACAUUGGCUUUGCAAUUAAAGUAAGUAGCUCGUGAGUUUAGCUAACGAUAGCUCAUUUAACGCGCUAAACAUGCAGUGCUAGUUUAGCAUAGUAGCGUCUCAGUCGUGCUCAGUUUCUGCCUUGCAACAGCAGACUAACAGGUCGGUAGCUAGCAGUUACCGGGCAUUGUGCGGUAUGUAGCUAUGGCAUGCUAACCAUCCAUCAGGGAAGUUUGAGACUGGUCAUAACGUUACAGGCAACGUUUGCGCAGACCAGUUCUGACUGAUAACAUAGUCGUGGUACGCAGAACUGAUAAAGAUAGCGUCGUUGUGAGUAAUAUCCAGGGUUAAUUAGCUUCAACACAGGAGUCGUAGACCGGGGCCUUGCAGAUUGCAGUGAGUUAGCGACAUUUCGUCGUAUUGAGGAUGUUUGUUCAAAGCGUGUAAAGUUAGCGAAGUUUGGAGAGCAACAAUGUAACGCCACUGAGCUGGUUAGCCAUUUUGAUUUGAUGAAUUGGUGGCGGGCUGCGUUGGCUAGCAAAAUGAACAAUUCAGGAGUCUCUCCACAAGAAACGAUGGAACUGGAUCUGGAAAUCCCGUCUUCUCUAGUUCAGACCGACGGACACCUAAGACGAUCCAACAGUGCACCCAUGAUAAAUGGCUUGAGUGAUAACUCCCAGGUGUUCCAGAGAGAGGUCCUGCGUAGCCGGAGAAAUAGCACUACGGUUGUCAACAGGCCGAACAUGGUCCCUUCAUCACCUAUUCGCGUCCCCAGCACCAGACUUCAUCAGAUAAAACAAGAGGAGGGUGUAGACGUGAUGAACAGGGAAACUGCUCAUGAGCGGGAGAUCCAAGCCGCCAUGCAAAUGAGCCAGUCCUGGGAAGAAAGUCUCAGCCUGAGUGACAAUGAUUUGGAGAAGUCCGCGUCUUCGUCUCCAAAGCGCGUCGACUUUGUCCCCGUGUCGCCUGCACCGUCUCCGACCAGAGGGAUUGGAAAAAAGCAGUGUUUCUCUCCGUCACUACAAAUCCUAGUGAGCAGCAAUGGCCUCACACCCAGCCCGAUCCCCAGCCCAACGCGCCGCUUCAGCCGACGGAGUCAAAGCCCGAUCAACUGCAUCAGAGCCAGCAUACUUGGGCCAAUGAAACGCAAAGGUGAGAUGGAGACAGAGAGUCAGCCUAAGAGGCUCUUCCAGGGCACCACCACCAUGCUGUCCUCUGACAUCUCCAGCCUGUCAGAGCUCAGUUCCUGCCACUCUCCAGAUUUGCUGGACGGCAGCCUCAGCAGCGUCAGCUCCUCCACAGACUCGCCGGGCAAAAUGGAGGGAGUGUCGCCUUCCUCGUCCAGCAAUUCGCCCUUCGCUUCCCUCCAGGAUCUGUCCCCAAAGUGAGCACGGCUUAGCGAGAGACACUGUAAAGGACCGGCGCCAAAAAAGUCUCCCUUUAGAGAACAAAGUUCCCUUCUCAGACCCUCCUCUCCGUGUUUGUGUCCGAGCGGCUGUUUUCAUGGCUACAUUUCGGAGGGUCUAGGUAUGUUUUUAAUUAAGGGAACGAAAGCCAUGGAUGAGUUUGAGUGUGGAAGGCCUAGCGUGACUAGGAGUCACUGAAGACACUGUGAGCACCAGCUGCUAGUAGAGGAUCUUGGAUGGUGCUUGGCUUCGUUGUGAUAGUGUUCAUAAGUGGCUAUGCUUUUUGUCAGACCAGUUCCCCUCACUGGAGAGACAUUGAGCACUGGACAUAAAAAAAGAAGACAAUUUGGAUGUGUAGGCUACGUGUUCUGUCUUUGUGCUGGAGAACGUCGGUCCACCGGCCUUUUUGUAUUUACACAAGUCUGCAGAUUUUGUAAGAAAAUCUUUAACUUAUUGUUUUCCUGCUCUGUUUGUAAUUAUGUACAUAUUAACCGUGUCGGAUGUCGUACAUAGUUUUUAAGUUUGUGACCGGCUGUGAGGUGAAUGUGCGCACAGGUCUUACGCAGCAGAAGUUUUCUUUGUAAAGGAACAAACUACUUUGGGGCUACACCUGUGGGGAUUUACUUACUGUUUAACUGUAAGAAGUUGUGUUUUCAGAAGAUUUUUCUUCAUAUUUUUACGAUAUAGGAGAUUUUUAACGGUGGGGAUUUUUUUUUUUCUUUCAUUUUGGCUUUCAUGCCCCCCUCUCCCUGUGACUUGCUGCAACUUUUAUUGCCUAGUAUGAACGAUUCAUGCACCUGCAGUUGGAACGUGGAUGGAAAAGAAGAUGCUCGUCACUGUGCUCUCAACACUAAAGGUUCCUCUGUAUCCUGUGUUUUUGUAGAUAAGCAGAGUAUAGAAACUAUUUUCUUUCUACUGGGGGAAUGUUCUUAUUUAUGGAGGGGGGGGGGGGGAGAAAGAAGUUUAUUAUAAGAAUCGGACGGCGAUGAAUUUCUCACCAUUUGUGUUGUCGUUUACAGCUAAUCAGCACAAACAAAAAUGGCACCGCCGCAUUGUGAGGGAAGAGACUGCUGUGGUUACUUUUAUUCAAAUAGCUUUUUGCACAGGAUGCACAAUCCUGUGAUGUUUCAGCCCGUGUGUAAGCAGGGCAGAAGCGAAACUUGACUUUGUCGUAAAACAUGAUCCAAGAGUGCAGUAUGUAGAGGUAAAGCCUGUACUGCCAAUUUUGUAUUUCUUUUUGCACCUAAAUUAGCUUUGAACUGUCAUGGCCCCGGUGUCCAUAUCCCCUGUGUAACUCAUACAUAUGAACCCUUUCAAGGCUCUGUCGCCAUUAACGUGUAUGUAAAAAAAAGAGAGGGCGCCCUUUUAACUUAAAGACGUGUGGCUGCAGUUAUUUUUAUUUUUUAAACAGUCUUUUCCCUCGAUAUACAAAGCAGUCAGCCUGCCCUGCUGUAAAGAUAUUUGAUAUUUUCUGUCGUCUUAUGAAGUGUUCAGGGCAUGAAUUCAGCAAAUCUUCUACUGUGUGACUGCAAUGGAAAGGCUGCAAUCUGCCACGCUGGCUCACAACUUGGCUGUGCUCGUGUCUUUUUGUGAUUGCAACUGUGGCGGACGUCAGGACUAAAUAAAUUAUUUCUUUAUUACGAGCGUGAAGCUGUUUUGAAUGUUCCAAGGAGAAUCUUUUGUCCUUUUAGCACUAAAACACAUUACUGAAGGAUAGUGUCAUUUCUAAACCUCAACCAACUUGUAAGGUACACAAAAUAACCUGAUCUCAUUUUAUACCAGACAGCUGUAUUGAGCCUUUUAUUACACGUACAUGUGUAGCAUUGAUGUAGCGAACAAACCACUAUCUUCACAAGAAGGUUUCUGAUUUGGUGACGUGUGAAAGUAUCUUUAAAAACUCAACCAGAUAAAGUGUCCACACAUGCAAAUGACUGCAUUUAGUCCUCGGCGUCUAUA
Anarrhichthys ocellatus (wolf-eel) is the source of this 4099-nucleotide messenger RNA. It is a transcript of the gene pabir2, whose product is annotated as PABIR family member 2. Lineage: Eukaryota; Metazoa; Chordata; Actinopteri; Perciformes; Anarhichadidae. Gene Ontology annotation, molecular function: protein serine/threonine phosphatase inhibitor activity. The record is from RefSeq and is a predicted model, not a curated record. The coding region runs from base 1247 to 2125 and encodes 292 amino acids. The transcript has 10 exons.